Adineta ricciae is the source of this 870-nucleotide messenger RNA. NCBI's taxonomy places the organism in Eukaryota, Metazoa, Rotifera, Eurotatoria, Adinetida, Adinetidae. The record is from the annotation of a GenBank genome assembly.
AUGAAUAAAUUCGAAGAUUUGCCCAAUGAAAUUCUCUUGGAUGUGUUUCAAUACUUCGAUGCUCGUGAUCUAUUUCAAUUGUUUUAUCAACUCAACACUCGUCUCAAUAACCUGCUCAAAUCCUCUCAGCAACUCAACUUAAUUUUCCAUAUGCAAAUCUUCGCUGAUAAUCAAAUCAAUGAUCUUCAUCUAUUUCCUCAUUUCACCCACACACUCAUCGUCGGUCGAGCGAUAUUGAUCGAUCUUAAUCAAUUUCGUAACAUUCGUUCUCUUAAAUUAGAAUGUCCAUUGAAACGAGUUCUAUCACAACUGACUUCUCAAAAUCUACCCUACCUCGAACAUCUUUCCGUAUCUCAUCUCGAUACAUUGACUACUGCAGAUGAAUGGACCUCGUUACCAUCGUUACGUACGUUGAGAAUUUCACGUAUCACCUUAGUUGUUUACCACGCCAUUUUGAAGGCUUGUCAACAUUUACAUUCAUUGGAACUAGCAAUGUUUAGUUGCGAUGAUUCUACACUGAAUAUUGAAUCACAUAGCAGACUGAAAAGAUUAGUCAUGGAUGUUGGGGAUAUGAAAUGGCCUUGGACUGAUCACGUUUUCGAUAGUUAUUUAUCAUGUGCACCAAAUAUCGAACAUUUGAUUGUUUAUCGAUCGAUGUUUAGUUCAAAAUUGACAGAUUCUCUACUGGAAUAUGACUGGUUAGCAUCGAAAUUAUUUGUAUAUUUAGCAUUCUUGCAACAAUUUAAAUUCUACUUCAAAAUUAUUCAAGGACAAAUCUAUAAUGAAUCGAAUGUCUUAUCUCAACUAGAAGAAAAAUUUCUUAAUUUUCAUUGUCAUAAAUAUCAGUCUCGACUCAUCAUUUACGAAUGA